AUGUUUCGCAACACGUAUCAGCGUGGCUUUCUGACCGUUUUCUCCAGCAGCGGAAGCAAACCGUUGGAAAUUUGGGAUGUCGUAACGAAGAAUGGUCACACCAAGCGCAAGACAGACGAAGAUCUAAAACUGAUGGUCUUCGAACUGAUGGGAGCCAAUGUGGCGACCACCUAUAUGGUCGCCCCGAGAUGUCCGUGUCCUUCGCUGGGUGUCAAGUUGCCAUUUUUGGUUCUGUUGCUGAAAAAUUUAAAGAAGUUUUUUUCAUUUGAAAUUCAGAUACUAGACGAUCGCAACUUGCUGCGUCGUUUUCGAGCCUCCAACUAUCAGAGCGCGACUCGUGUGGACAACUUCUGUACGGUUAUGCCUUUGGCGCUGACACCCGGUUGGAAUCAAAUUCAAUUCAACUUGGCGGACUUUACGAGGCGAGCCUACGGAACAAACUAUAUCGAAACGGUACGGAUUCAGAUCCAUGCAAAUGUUCGUGUCAGAAGAAUCUACUUCUGUGAUCGUCUUUAUACGGAUGACCAGAUACCGCCUCAUCUGAGACUGCAUCCGCCGUUGCGACCGUGCAAAAUUAGUGACAUGGCCGGACGAAAGGGUAAAAAACCUGCCGAACCGAUAGAGACGGUCCGACCGCCAACGCCAGUAAAGGAAACGGAACGGCAACCAAAUGUAGAGGUGUUGGUGCCGGCGCCGGCACCUUCUCGUGCAGUAAGUAUUGUAGAGCCACUGGAAACAGCCAAGGAACCAGAGCAAUUAGAAACCGCCACAACCAUUGAACAGACUUUACCGACAAACGAGCCUAUACCCGCGCAGGACUGA
Molecule: messenger RNA, 822 nt
Organism: Sabethes cyaneus
Lineage: Eukaryota; Metazoa; Arthropoda; Insecta; Diptera; Culicidae
Product: cilia- and flagella-associated protein 20-like
Exons: 2
Coding region: 1-822 (273 amino acids)
Biological process (GO): cilium assembly; regulation of cilium beat frequency involved in ciliary motility; positive regulation of cell motility
Cellular component (GO): ciliary basal body; motile cilium
Source: RefSeq, a predicted model, not a curated record